AUGGUGAACUAUGCCCGAGUAGGACGAAGCCAGAGGAAACUCUGGUGGAGGUCCGUAGCGGUUCUGACGUGCAAAUCGAUCGUCAAACUUGGGUAUAGGGGCGAAAGACUAAUCGAACCAUCUAGUAGCUGGUUCCCUCCGAAGUUUCCCUCAGGAUAG
Molecule: messenger RNA, 159 nt
Organism: Chondrus crispus (carragheen)
Lineage: Eukaryota; Rhodophyta; Florideophyceae; Gigartinales; Gigartinaceae
Exons: 1
Coding region: 1-159 (52 amino acids)
Source: RefSeq, a predicted model, not a curated record